Messenger RNA from Funneliformis mosseae, 1341 nucleotides. The record is from the annotation of a GenBank genome assembly. Lineage: Eukaryota; Fungi; Glomeromycota; Glomeromycetes; Glomerales; Glomeraceae.
AAAUUCACACAAGAACUAGCUAGUUUGAACAAAAUUAAUGAUAUAGACAAGGAAAAAAUCAAGUGCAUUUCAAUACAUGCAACUACAAAUGCUGCUUCCGAUGGCUCAGAAACAAAGAAGCAUUCUUUAGGACAAGAUGAAGAAUUGACAUCAAUUAAGAGAAGACAAAUGGAUGUGGAGUCACCUAAUGUUGUUAUAAAGUCAGUAACUAAAAAUAGAUGCGUGUUAAAGUGGAAUUUUAAAGAAGAUCCGAGGCCUGCAAGAGUGGAAUGGAUCAUUUAUGAAAUAAGCAUAAGUGAAUCAUUUUUCAGUUUAAAAGAGCAUGCUAUAUCUAUGGCAAAUGAACAUAAACUUACCUAUUCAAACCAUCCGGGUGAAAUGCUGACAUUGAACUCCAUACUUCUCUUGGAAGAGAAUUCUAUUCGUGCAAAGUUGAACAUUCCUUCAGACAUUCGGAGAAAGGUCUUCAAACAAAUGAAGGAUAUGUACUCAAAACAUGAUCUACCAAAUGUAGUUAGUGAAUUAUGUCAUCAGUGUGCAAAAAUUGCAAGAGAAACUCGAAUGAAUUUAGAAGAUUCUAUUGAAUAUACUCCUUGUUUUCUAUUUGAACAUAUAUUUCUCAAAUUAAAUACCAAUUCUACACUCAAAUACAUCAAAUUUAAUAGUGUGGAAAAUUUGCGUACAACUUUUGAUGACCCAUUAACAAUUGAAGAUACUUAUGUACACUAUCUGAUACAUUCCAUCUUGCGACCAUUUUUCCCAGAUGAGCCAGGGAAAACAAUUAAUUGGGCUAAUAAGAUGUCACUAGCAAGUGCAUCUAGAAAAAUAGAUUCUGAUGGUGAAGGUCAUCGACCUGAUUUUAUGCUCACUAUUGAUCUUAAUGGAUAUAACAAAUUUGAAAUCUUGUUUGGUCUUUUCAAAUCACCUAGCAAAGCCAAUUCACAAUUGGUAAAUGUUGACUUGGUUGAUUUGGGAGUUCUCAUGAAAUACUUACUUGAUGAUAUCUAUGGCAAAGGAGUUGAAUUGGAAAUGGUUGUCUUUGGAAUUCACUCAUUUGGUUAUAAUAUUAGAAUUUAUGCAGUGGAUCUGUUAUAUGAUGGCAUGUACAGGAUGUUUUUAUUGGGUGAAUUUGAAUUGCCAAGGAGCAAUCUUAGUCUUUGUUUGGUAGAAGUCAUCUUAUAUGAAAUUGUAAAUUUAAAGAGAUUGAUAGAAGAAUUUAUUGAGAGGCUUUCACCUUAUGUAUCAACCAUCACUAAUAAUAAUGAGAAAAUUCCAAUAGAAAAAAUGAUGAUGAUGAGAAAAACAUUAGCAACUUCUCAAAAGAUUAAUGUAAUAAUAUAA